Molecule: messenger RNA, 1626 nt
Organism: Solea solea (common sole)
Lineage: Eukaryota; Metazoa; Chordata; Actinopteri; Pleuronectiformes; Soleidae
Exons: 2
Coding region: 48-935 (295 amino acids)
Source: RefSeq, a predicted model, not a curated record
AUGACAGAAGCUCUUCCUCUGUGCUGCUGUGACGCCAGUGGACGGAGAUGUCUGCGAACAUGACCGAUGAGAACUUCAUGCAGCUGAGAUUCUCAGAACUGCUCCAGCAGGUGAAGGACUGGAGACUCAGGGAGCAGCUGCGGGCCGCAGCCGACCGCAACCGCAACGCCUUACUCAGCAUGGUGGACGACCUCAAGAGGAGUCAGAGCUACGUCAUCGACGAGUGCGCGGCGGAGCGGGCCGAGAAGGAGGCCUUCAGGCAGCAGAGGGACCACCUGAGGAAACAAGUGGACCAGCUGAGGACGCAGUUCCCGCACGAGAAGGUUCUGCUCGUCGAGAGGCAGCUGAUGGAACCCGAGCAGGAGAACAACGGCGACAACGACACGGCCGCAAAGGCUCUUCAGCUCGACAGCCUGGUGGAGAGGCGCUGGAGCGAGAACCUGCAGCAGCAGCUGAAGGUCGUGGAGAGGACGAAGGUCCUAGCCAAAGCCGAGAAGGAAGGCGAGCUCACGCCCUCGCAGAAGAAGGAGAAGGGCUACCUUCAAGAGCUGGGGGAGAUGCAGCUACUCUACAAAGACACCAAAGAAACGUUCAAGAACAAUUUGGAAAAGUUGAAGGAAGACAUCGCCCAGAAGGAGGCCAGGAACCGGGAGCUGGACUUGAUCCUGCGAGAUCCCAGCAUGGAGCAGAAGCUGAGGGAAGCCAAAUCUCGCAUUUUGUUCCUUUCUUUAAAAGUUCAGGAGCUGAAACAGAGGCUAACGCGCUACGAGAACGGCUCGCGCCCAAAGGUCUCGCUCAGGUGGAACCCGGACACGGAGAACAUGCGCGGGGAACUCCUCCAACUCAAACCUUUCAGGGAGAAGAAACGGUCCAUAACCCACGCGUUCCUCCACCACAUCCAGCCCUGGAACUGGGGUAAAAAGUUUCGGAUGUGACGCUGUCGUCUGCUGCUGGAAGUCUUUGCAGAAGAAGAAGGGGGAGCUGACGUGAUCGGAUGUGGACACCGGAGACAUGUGGUGAAGCGCCAUCCAAUCACAGAUGGCUUUCACGGUUAGCUCGCUACGUAACAUAAACACCACGUUUCCUCUCCGACAGUUAGGAAGUGAUUUUUCCCAGUUUAUUUAUCAGUAUUUCACACCAGAGGUUCAAAAGUGAGCAGAACGAUAAUGAGCUGUGUUUUACAGAGCAGCGUUUGAUCCACGGGACAGAACUUUAUUACCGUCCGACACAAACAUGACAACGUUCAUCCUGGUCCCUGAAGAUGUGGCUGAGACAUAAACACAUGCAGAGUCUGUACUACGUCAUUUCAGUCGUGUUCUUUAUUAGAGAGAGUGAUUAUCUGUGACGUCAUCAGUGCUUAGAUUCAUGGGAACAUACUCGGGUGAUAAACCCACGUCCAUGAAAACAGAACCUUCCUGGUUGAGGUGAUUAUUAAUAUUAAUAUUAUUCAUCAGCGUGACGGAGAGAGUCCAACAGAAGUAUGAUAACGUAUUAUUAUAAUAAGUGCAAUAAAUCCUCAUUAUCAUGGAAGUAGCAAGAGAAAAUAGACAUUUCAAACCAAAUGGACUUUUAAUUGUUGUGAAAAUUCUUAUUUUUAAUGUUGCCGACGACUUUGAAUGCGUUUUA